Chrysemys picta bellii (western painted turtle) is the source of this 2856-nucleotide messenger RNA. RefSeq names its product sphingomyelin phosphodiesterase 5-like. Gene Ontology annotation, cellular component: cytoplasm; extracellular region. The record is from RefSeq and is a predicted model, not a curated record. Lineage: Eukaryota; Metazoa; Chordata; Testudines; Emydidae. Gene Ontology annotation, biological process: sphingomyelin metabolic process. Gene Ontology annotation, molecular function: sphingomyelin phosphodiesterase activity.
UUAGGCAGGCAGCAGACCAGAGGGCGUUCCGCAAGUGGAGUUCCAAACACGCCUACAGCAAGAAUGCGUGUGUUGAGCUGCCAGGUGUCACGGGGCGUUUCCCAAGGAAACGUGAUUAAGACUGUCACCGCUCAGCGCACAGGUCACCCCGCUGGCAGAGACACAUUUCUUCGGCGUGAGCCCAACGCACGUUCCACAUCCUGGCCCGGAGCUGCUAACUGGCCGCAGUUCUUCCAAAGGACGUGACCGUGUAACUCAGCCGCACCAUAUGGCCUGCUGGUGAUGAAUUCUGUCGGAGGCGGAGACGGAUUGGGAGGCCCCAUCUGAAGAGCUCCCUGGACGCUGCAGCAGGACACAGGGGGAUCCGCACCUCCCCGGACGCGAAGCGCUGUGCACGAGGCUCGCCGGUCACUCAGCCGCUCCUCCCAGCCCUGCAGGACCCCGGGGCCGUGCAUUGGGACCCCCGGGGCGCGGCGAGGUCUGACCGGAGCCCCCGGGAGGCAGGUGGAGCAGGAACGCCCGGGCUCCCCCGCCCCUGGUGCCGUGCAGCAUGUUCCUGCGGGAGUCUCCGUUCCCGAACCGGCUCCUGAGAGGCCUGUACAGCCUGGGCCAGCACCUGCUGUUCCCCAGCUACUGGGCCACUGACUGCCUCCUCGACCUCAGGGAGACCACGGCGGAGCGGCGCCAGCGUCAGUGCUGCCCCCUGCGGGCGCUGGUCACCGGCCCCUUGCUGCUGCUGCUGCUCAUCCUCUCCAUGCCCGUCGCCCUCCUGGGCCUGCUGCUGUGGCUCCCCCUUCAGGCUGCCCGCAGGCCCUUCACCUACAAACACAACAUGCUCUCGCGCCAGCCAGUGGGGUGGGAGCUGCCGGGCAAGGGCAAGGCCUUCAGCUUCGUCAGCGCCAACGUGUGCCUCCUGCCCAAUGGCCUGGCCAAGUUCAGCAACCUGGGACAGAUCAAACAGCGCGUGGCCCACAUCGGCCAGCGCCUGACGGAGGGGGAGGCCAGCGCCAGCUUCGCCGGCCCCAGGAGCCACCAGUUCCUGCCGCCCACCAAGUACGGGGCCACCAAGUCGAGCCCGCCGUGGCCGGGGAGCGGUGCCCGCCGCCCUGAUGCCAGCGUGGUGAUUGAGGCCCCGACGGGGAGGGAGGGGCUGGGCCCAGGGGAGAUCUCGGCGCCCUUCCCGCCGGACGUGGACUUCAUGUGCCUGCAGGAGGUGUUUGACCAGCGGGCGGGCGCCCGGCUGUGCCAGCUGCUGAGCCCCUUCUACGAGCACAUCGUGUACGAUGUGGGCGCCUACGGGCUGCAGGGCUGUUCUGCCCUCAAGGUCUUCAACAGCGGGCUCUUCCUGGCCAGCCGCUACCCCGUGCUGGCCGCCCAGUACCGCUGCUACCCCAACGGUAUCUGUGAGGACGCGCUGUCUGCCAAGGGGCUGCUCUCCGUGCAGGUGCAGCUGGGGUCAGCACAAAGGCAGAGGAUUGUGGGCUACGUGAACUGCACACACCUGCAUGCUCCAGCCGCUGAUGCACAGAUCCGCUGCGACCAGCUCACUCAGGGGCUCAUCUGGGUGCAGCAGUUCCAAGACUCCCACACGCAGCACGGGGACGUCGUCGCCUUCGACGUGUUCUGCGGGGACUUCAACUUCGACAACUGCUCCUCAGGGGACGAGUUGGAGCAGACCCAUGACAUCUUCCGCCAGUACCAAGACCCAUGCCGAGUGGGGCCCAGGCAGGACCAGCCCUGGGCCAUAGGCACCCUGCUGAACUACCUGGAGAUCCACGAGGAGGCCGUGUCGACCCCAGAGAAGCUGAAAAGGACCCUGGAGCAAGAGGAAGGCAGGCGGACGUACCUGGCGGGUCCCAUCCUGCGGGACGGCCGCCCCGACCCCUCGGCAGCAGGGAGCCCCUGGGAAGGGCGCCGCAUCGACUACAUCCUGUACCGCGAGCACCCCGCCCCCAUCAGCCUGACAACGGAGGUGGAGAAGUUUUCCUUCAUCACCCAGCUGGCCGGCUGCUCGGACCACCUGGCUGUGGGGCUGCGGCUUUUCCUGAACCCUGCGCCGCAGUGACAGCAGCGAGUGUGAACCCCGGUGUCCGGGGUGGAAGGUCGAUGGAGAGUCCUCGUUAUAGUGGGGUGGGGGGGGGUGGGGCUGGGCCCUCCCCCUCCGUGUGCCUCCCCCACACCGGACUCGGAUAGGCCGCGAGGCCUGGGACCGGAUGGAGCUGGCUGGGCCAAGGGGCCCCUGGGGCUGUGUGGGGCUAGAGUUGCCCCCACGGGCUCUGCUGGUCCCAUGGGAGGUGGGUCUGUGCUGGCCAGAGCCCCCCGGUCAGUGCCCCAGGACGGGGACAGCCCCAGCGCCUGGCUCCCAGGCUGGCGGGGGCCCAAGGAGGAGGCAUGCUGCUUUGCUGCACCAGUGGGGCCCAUCACCCAUGGUUCUGGGUUCGGGGUCCACGGGGGAUCGCUGGGGUGUGGAGCUGCCUCUGCAGACCUCACCCACUGCAGCAGGACGAGGGGCUGGCUAUUUCCCACCUGACAGCGCAGCUCCCCCACCCGGCUCAGUGCCACGGGCUCCAUGGGUCCAGCCAGCCCUCAGGCCCCCUCCCCAGCCCGUGAGCUGGGUGUUAGCUGGGCAGAGGCUCCCUGGAGCUGGCGUGGGGCCCACGGAGGCACGUCUGCCCCUGCUCAGGACCGCAAGCCCUCAGCUCCACGCGAGGCCCGUCCGUCCCCCAGCAGGGCGGAGUGCCCUUCAGCUGAGCCGUGGCUGCCAGGAGGGGCUCCCCUCUGCCCCGCGCUCACCCGGCCUUGGCACUGUGCCCCUGUGGGGUCUGGAGCUGGAAUCAAUAAAGCUUCCAAAGCACC